AUGGGAGGUUCACUGGCAGCGCCGCGGUCUGAAGAAGAAAACGACUUUGUCACUGGAAUCAUACUGAGUGGCCAAGUUUGGAUCAACUGCAAUGACCUGGACAUUGAGGGUGAAUGGAAGUGUAGCGUCGGUGAGGUAAAGUCUGGGUUUAGGUGGUGGGCUUCUGGGGAGCCCAAUGCUGGCCGACAACAAGUGGAUGAGGACUGUGUCAUGAUGACGGCAAGAGGCUUCUGGGGCGACCUACCCCCUCCCGAGCCAAAAGCAGGACCCGCCCUUGCCCUCGACAAUCUCAGUCGACCCACCUUUGCGGCCGGCUUUCGACGCUUGGCCAAUAGAGGGCAGCAGAUUGAUAACAAGAUGGCGACGGGCAAUCAGUGGGAAGAUUUGCGAAAGCAAGCGAGACAAGUGGAAAAUGAAAUUGACCUGAAACUGGUGUCCUUUAGUAAACUUGGGACGAGUUUCAGUGCACACAAUGACAGAGACCUAAGCUCAUCAGACACUUCACCACUCCUGAACGCUUCCAAUAGUGAGAGGAUGUUUGACACGAUGGCAAUGGAGAUAGAGAGGUUAUUGUCUAGGUUGUCGGACAUCAAUGACAAGAUGGCCGACUAUGCCACCAACGUGUCCUCCGCCUCGCCCAGCGCGGCCCUCCUUCACACCUUACAACGCCACCGAGAUAUCUUGCAAGAUUACAGUCACGAGUUCAAGAAGACGCAAGCUAACAUCUCAGCUUGCCGGGAGAGGGAAGACCUACUAGGCUCAGUCAGGAGAGAGAUCGACUCUUACAAGAACUCAUCCGGUCUGAAUCGGAGGACAGAUCUGUAUCUUAAGGAGAAUGAACACAUACGAAAUGCGGACAGAAUUGCAGAUGAAACGAUAGGGGUUGCUAUAGCAACAAAGGAGAAUAUGAUGUCACAACGAGGCACGCUGAAGAAAAUCUCCAACGGCGUCACAAACAUGGCCAACCGUUUCCCCGUCAUCAACAGUCUUGUGCAGAGAAUUAAUCUCAAGAAGAGGAGAGAUUCCCUCAUCUUGGCGGGCGUCAUCGCUGUCUGUAUCAUAUUCAUUCUGUGGUUUGCAUUCCGUUAAACGGAGCAAUCCAUGACCCAAGGACCGAUUUAGACCCAGUGAGAACGCCAAUGGGAACAUGAGUUUGUUGUAACAGCAAUACUGUGCUGAAAAUUUCCGGGGUUUAACUGCUUUCAGCUCUGGCAAAUUUCACCGCAAGUUUUUCGCGAUGUCAUAUUUCAAUAAUGAACUGGCCUUUCAGUGAAAAGUUGAAAACAUUCUACACAGACAACAACAAGUUGAUUUUUCUGCAAGUGAUGAAAGAAUAGCAACUUUGCCUGCUGUACUAUGCAUAUAGACCUUUCUGCGCUUGGUUGGCAAACUGCAUAUUUGCCAACCACGGCCUGAAAAACUAUGGAAGGUCCAACACUGCAAAAAUGAAGAAGAGUUAUU
This is a messenger RNA of Patiria miniata (bat star), 1461 nucleotides long. It is a transcript of the gene gosr1, whose product is annotated as Golgi SNAP receptor complex member 1-like. Gene Ontology annotation, biological process: endoplasmic reticulum to Golgi vesicle-mediated transport; vesicle fusion. Gene Ontology annotation, molecular function: SNAP receptor activity. NCBI's taxonomy places the organism in Eukaryota, Metazoa, Echinodermata, Asteroidea, Valvatida, Asterinidae. The record is from RefSeq and is a predicted model, not a curated record. The coding region runs from base 1 to 1089 and encodes 362 amino acids. The transcript has 9 exons. Gene Ontology annotation, cellular component: cis-Golgi network; SNARE complex; Golgi medial cisterna.